CCUCCUCCUCAAACCCCACCACCACCCUCCCGAAAGCCUGCCACCACCUCCACUUCCCACCCGAUGGCAGCCAUCACCACCACAGGCACCGCCGCUGCCGCAGCCGCCUCGUCCUCCUUCCUCCGGCGCCGCACCGGCGCCGCCGCCGCCGUCUCCAUCCGGGCGUGCCACCACCGCUACAGGCUCGCCUGCCGCGCCGCCGAGGUGUCCGGGGCCGAGCCCUCCGCCGCGCCGGCCGCGGCGGGGGCGGCUGGAGGAGGCGCGUCGUGGGUGCCGGUCGUGCCGCUCGCGGCGCUGCCGCGCGGGGAGCGCCGCGUGAUCGUGCAGGACGGGGAGGAGAUCCUGCUGCUCUGGUACAAGGACCAGGUCUUCGCCAUCGAGAACCGCUCGCCGGCCGAGGGUGCCUACACCGAGGGCCUCCUUAACGCCAAGCUCACGCAGGAUGGCUGCAUUGUUUGCCCAUCAACAGACAGUACAUUUGAUCUUCGCACUGGGGAAAUAAAGGAAUGGUAUCCCAAAAACCCUGUUCUCAGGGCUCUUACACCUGCCUUGAGGAAACUAUUCACUUACCGUGUGAAAACAGACGAUGAAAACAUCUACAUCAACAUCAGUGGGGCUGAGAGUACAGGGUCUGCUGAGAUUAUAUUCAGUGGGAAAGCUCAACCUGGGGUUACUGCAUCAGAUGUCAAUGUGGAAGAGGUGAGAAUGAUAGUUGAUGAGGAUGUUGGAGGAUUCGGUUUCACCAGCUCCAAUGAACUUAUCAAUGGAAAAGCCGCUAUAAUCGGCUUUCUCUUAUUGAUAGAUUUUGAACUUUUAACUGGCAAGGGUCUUCUCAAGGGAACUGGUUUCUUGGACUUCAUCUAUGCAGUUUCAGGAGCUUUCAACUGAUGAGUGUUUUAGUUCUUUGGUUGUGAAAUGUUAUAAAGAUCGUGGGAAAAGUAAAAGUAGAUGUUGCGCAAUACAGGAACAUGGAUGGUUUUAUAUAACAAUGGGUUACGGGAAAGGAAAAGGAAGGGCCAGUGUUGAACAGGUUAUGGCAGCUUCUCAAGCAAACCUCAACCUGUUUAGGAGAUACCAUAUUUCUCAAUAGAGUUAGAUAAUGAGGUUGUUAUAUACCUCGUCAAUGAUGUCGAGCAUUACCAUCAUGGUACAAAUUAUGGUGCUUAUUUUUUUUGCUGCUAUCAGUAGCACUAGCAUGCUGUUCUCGUUGGUGGCAGAUGGAGCCUCACCUCCUCCCGCUUCUCUUGUUGCUUCUCAUAUUUUUGUUAACCCCUUUCCUACAUUUCUGGAUCUUUAGGAACUAAAGGUUCUUUGUGGUUCACAUAUAGGGGAGAAGAUUAUAACUGCAGGUUUCAUGGAUGCUAAUCACCUAACCCCACCAUCAUUUUCAUGUAAACACAGCUCAUUCUGAGAGUUCCCAGCUUCUUUAUGUUAUCUAGCAGUGAGCCUAGGAUUGUGCUGUAAUAAGGUUGCUUCUCUUGUACCUCUGAGAUGAAGCAUCACGAAAUAGUUGUGACUGGUAACCCAAAGAAACUAAAUGACAGCGCAGAAAUCAGAUGCUAAA
Messenger RNA from Panicum virgatum (switchgrass), 1564 nucleotides. RefSeq lists its product as uncharacterized. The record is from RefSeq and is a predicted model, not a curated record. Lineage: Eukaryota; Viridiplantae; Streptophyta; Magnoliopsida; Poales; Poaceae. The transcript is spliced from 4 exons. Bases 64 to 888 code for a protein of 274 amino acids. Gene Ontology annotation, molecular function: nitrite reductase [NAD(P)H] activity; 2 iron, 2 sulfur cluster binding.